This is a messenger RNA of Ailuropoda melanoleuca (giant panda), 3583 nucleotides long. It is a transcript of the gene CXCL12, whose product is annotated as C-X-C motif chemokine ligand 12. Gene Ontology annotation, molecular function: chemokine activity. The transcript has 4 exons. Gene Ontology annotation, cellular component: extracellular region. NCBI's taxonomy places the organism in Eukaryota, Metazoa, Chordata, Mammalia, Carnivora, Ursidae. Gene Ontology annotation, biological process: chemotaxis; defense response; immune response. The record is from RefSeq and is a predicted model, not a curated record. The coding region runs from base 102 to 383 and encodes 93 amino acids.
UCUAAAGUGCCCGGCGCGCGCCUCCCGCCGCCGCACUUUCACUCUCCAACGCCGCGUUCGCUCCGCGUCCCUUCUGAGUCCGCCAGCCGCCCCCCGGUGCCAUGAAUAUCAAGGUCGUCGUCGUGCUGGCCAUCGUGCUGGUCGCGCUGUGCCUCAGCGACGGAAAGCCGGUCAGCCUGAGCUACAGAUGUCCUUGUCGAUUCUUCGAGAGCCACGUUGCCAGAGCCAACGUCAAGCACCUCAAAAUCCUCAACACUCCGAACUGUGCCCUUCAGAUCGUGGCAAGGCUGAAGAGCAACAACAGACAAGUGUGCAUUGACCCGAAGUUGAAGUGGAUCCAGGAGUACCUGGAGAAAGCUUUAAACAAGAGGUUCAAGCUGUGAGAGGCGCAGGUGGGGUCAGAAGCCUGAGGAAGCCUUACAGUAGGAGCCCGGGUCUGAAAGCAGUCUAGGAAGAGCCCGCAGGGGCUCCCCUGCACCCAGGCAGGGCCCAGUGCAUUUCCCAGGGCUUCGUUUUGCACAGUUUGCCUUACUUUCACCAUUUGAUUAUGUAGCAAAAUAUAUGGUGUUUAUUCUUCAUUUAGUUUGAUUAUCCAAUGUCACUGGUGACAGAUAGGAACUUAGACUAAGGCCAUUAUUUUACUUGCUUUCUUAUAAUAUCUUUCCCAUGGAGCCGCUCGCUUGGCCAGAGGUUCCUAAGUGUUGGAUUUCCCUGAGCUGUGCAGGCUGGGCCCCCCGACCAUCCUGUCCCAGGAUGGAGAGCCACCUGGAGGUAUCAGAGCCAGUCGGCCUGGCCAAACCCUAGUGAAGGCUUCCCCAUGCAGAGAGGGGGGAGAGUUAGGGUUAGAGGGCCAGGCAGGAGCCUCACCCCUCCCCAGAGUGAGAGCUGGAGUCUUCCCCUUUGGUGAUAAUCCCAGAGCUUCCCGAACUGAGGCAGGCAGGAGUGCGAGGCCAGGGUAGGGGGAGAUGCGCCCCUCAUCCUGAGUUCUUCUCUACAUCCCAUCACGUUCUUCUCAUCAUUCUCUCUCUCAUCCAUCAUCAUCAUGUGUAUCCAAGACUGUCUCCAUAACCCCGGAAAAAGACUCUCUCAAGACCAAAGCUUUAAUUUAAACUGGGCACCAAGAAGCAAAUCAAAAUGUCUCGUGUUACCCGGUUCUGAAAACACUGUGCACAUCUGUGUCUUGUUCGAAAUAUUGUCUGUUGUCCAAUCAUGUGUUCUUGUUCAAAGCCAAUGUCCUCCAUGCAUGCACUGUCAGCUCCUCGUAUGCAAAGGCUCAGAGUCGGGAGACAUCUUUUGACCAGGUUUCUGGUGGGGGCUGUGAGUCUCUUGGGUGGACACCCUGGGUUUCUCUAUUGAUCACAAACCCAGGGUGGAUCUACAGAGCCCAAGGGAAUUCGGUUUGCAGCAGUGUUGACCCGUGAGGACGCCAGCCCUUCAUGCUUCCACAGUUGUCGAUAUCUCAGAAGCAUGGAGAGUUUUGUCUCCCUUGCCAGCGCGUGAUUGUUUUGGCAAUCACAUGGAAAGAGUCCUCCACUCUUUUUUGGUUUUUGAAAACCUGAUCCACAAAAUAAUGAGUCCUGGAUGUGAAGAUUCUUUCCCAGUUAAACUCUAACCUCAUCUUUUUCCCCACUUGGCAAUCCCAUCAUCUGCUACCUUGUACAGUGGCCUCUGGACUUGGCUUCCAGAAGUCCAGCAGGGUGUUCCUCUUAGAAAAGGGGAUGUUUAGGAAAGUAGGUUAAAACCCUGACAUGUAGAGUUGCAUUAAACAAUUUAAAAAUAUCACUUUUUGUACAGGUAAACACUUGAUGGGGUUUUGCUGUUUGUGCUUUGUUUUACAUUUUGUCUCACUAAUACUUUGCCCCUUUGGUUAAAUAGCCCAGGAAAAUUUUUUUAAUUAAGAAAGCUGAAAAAAAAAGGGCAAAACUAGAAAAUGUAUCCACUGAAAGGACACUGUAAAUAACAUGCAGAAAGUGUAUUAUAGUAAAAUAAUCUUGAAUUGUAGGUGUUUUUAGAUGUAAUAAUCUUUGGGUUAUCAGUAACAUUAAGCAUUUCCAUAAAGAUUCCCUUAUAUACGAUCUUCAUAGUAGAAAGCUAAUCCCUCAGCCAGACAAAAAUUUGUAUCUUCAAAUCAGCUAUGUUAUAUUGAAUUAUAUUGAAUAAAAUAGAAUACAGGGACCUUUAUUAGUUAUAAGGAUUACAGAACUGGUCUCAGGACCCUCUUUUGAAAUUAACCUGUCACUGCAGGUCUCCUGAACUAUAUUAUACGUGAAAUGAUCAAAUUUUCAGUGGGACGGGCAUUUUCUAAGUAAUCCAAGAUAUUUAAAACGCUCAUGGAAAAUUUGGACCCCUUCUCCCCGGGAAUCCGUGAACCAGAACCAUUAUUAAAUCUGUUACUUCCAGAAAAACAUGGCCCUAAAUCUUGACUACAGUCAAAUAAAGAAUCAUUCCUUUCUCUCCAAUAGAGAGAAAAAUAGAUCAGAGUAGAAACUGCGCGGAGAGUUAUCUGCCUAACAAUUGUCCUACUCGCAAUCUGCUUCUACCAGAGACUGCCUGGCGAAAGCGAAUAUGCAUUUAAAUAGUCUAUUUGCAAAGGAAAAGGCUCUCCCAGCCCCCUUUUGCUUUAAAAAUACAAGUCAAGUGCAUCCGCUGAUUAGGGGUCACCCCGCUGCUCCUUCUUGUCCAGUGCUGCUCCCCCUGACCUUCCCUUGGGCUCCUUGUAACUUCCAGGGCAGUGCUCCCCUGCCAGCCUUUGCAUCAGGACCCAGGCCGCUGUGGGGCCGGGGUGGGCCGGGGACACGCGGAAGUGCUGCGUGUUUGUAUCCGAAUGUGCUCCAAGUGUUGUGUGUACUGUUCUUUGUCCAGCGCUGGCCAGGUACUGAGACCCCAGCGAGGAGGCCCAGGAGGGGGACCCUCUGCGUGUGGGCCUGUCCUCCAGAGAAAGGAGGUUCAGCUUGGAGCAGAGGGGCCUGAAUAGCAAAAGGUUACAAUCCCGCCCCCGCCCCCGCCCGCUUUGUGAAGUCCAGAGAACUUCUAAGCUUUUUCAUCGGAUCCGAUUUGACCUUCCUUUUCUGACCGCUGCCUGAUGUUAUGGCCAUGGGCUCCCCCAACCGGGAGUUUAUCACCCCCACCCCCGCCCCGGGCAGCGCACCUUUCUGCAGCCAGAUGUCUACUGUGGGGUCCCUGUAUACAUCCCUCCUGACCCAUUCCGAGGGACCCCCAUCCCUGGGAAAUGCUGUCUAGAAACCGUCAAGUCCCCUAAGCAGACCACUGACAUGGCCAAGUUGAAAAAACCUCCCAGGCUACUUGUGUGUCAGUAACCUCGCUGGCUUCUCAGUCUCCGGGCAGUGAUGGGUUCAGUGUUAAAUGUGAGGAAUACUGUAUUUUGUGUUGUUUAAAUACAUCUCCCAGAUAAUGUGAAAAUGGUCCAGGAGAAGGCAGCUUCCUGUAUGCGGUGUGCUUUUUUUUUUUUUUUUUAACAAAUAACUCCUUUUGAGAAACAACCAUUUCUACUUUUAAGUCAUAUCAAUGAAAAGAUGUAUAUGCACUUACAAUUUUCCUAAUAAAGACAUGUAUUCAAAUGUAA